AUGGUCACUGAGAACUGGAGUUGCGAAGACCUACUACAAUCCGGAUCGCCGCCUGCAGCAGGCCUACCAUACUCGGGCUAUUUGAAGAAAUUUGUAGCAGGCGCAUCCUUCCUUCCUGGGGAAAGUACCAUUGCAGCAGGAGAUAUACUAGGCUGUGGAUUCUCGCGCCCUGAAGAUUACAUAUUCUGCACUAGGAAUGGUAAACAUAUUGGUGUUUCACAGGAUGCCAGUAAACUCUUGAGCUCAACAAUGGCACGGCUACGCCCGGUCGUCUAUAUGACCCUUAAGAAUCAUCACAACACACCAAUUCCACCGGAGCUUCACUUGGGCACUACUGCCAACUUUGGGCAAGAUAGUUUCGCCUUUGACAUGGCACACUUUGCAGAAGGUUAUCUCAAGCAGAGGAGACAGCGAUUUGAGUGUAGUGCUGGGUCGUUACCCGACAAGAUCAUCACAAUGAUCACUAUACUUGCUGCAGAAAUCAUUGUAGGUAAAGAGGACAUGUAA
Phanerochaete carnosa HHB-10118-sp is the source of this 507-nucleotide messenger RNA. RefSeq lists its product as uncharacterized. Bases 1 to 507 code for a protein of 168 amino acids. The transcript has 3 exons. Lineage: Eukaryota; Fungi; Basidiomycota; Agaricomycetes; Polyporales; Phanerochaetaceae. The record is from RefSeq and is a predicted model, not a curated record.